CAGUUCUUAUCUAUGUCAUUAGACGAACGCAAGUGUUUUUGUUCCAUUUGUUUACACCCAUCAUUGCUUGUGAUAUUAAAUAUUGGUUCCUAUACAAAUGUGUGAUCGGAGAACAAAUACCAACUUUUGUGAAUUUCAAAUCAGAACAAAACUGUACUUGAGGUGCGCGCGCCAGUGACGUCACGAUGCGGGGCUGGUACCUCUUCCUGGCUCUUGGCCUCCUGGAUGUUAUUGCCGCUCAGGGUCCCGAAAAGCGAAGGACCGGAAAUGUCUGUAACUCUGAUGUCGAGUGUCCAGACAAUGCUUUUUGUAAACAGAGCAGCUACUGUGUGUGCAAAGAUGGCUUCGUCUACGCAGCGGUGAAUAGCACGCACAAGGGCUGCUUGAAGGAGGCUCGAAACGGAGAAGAAUGCGUCCAGCACAUUCAGUGCCACUCCACUAUGGGAGUCCAUUCUGAAUGUACCAAUGGCAUCUGCUCGUGCGCAACAAACUCCCAUCUCGAGACAGACCGCUGCUAUGAAACCGCUGUGAUUGGUGAGCGUUGUGUCGUAGACCAGAACUGUUUUUUGGGUGAGCAAGGACCGGAUCGCCAGGCCUUCUGUGUCCGCGGGUAUUGUACCUGUCAGCUGCAAUUCAGCCCUAGGGAUAAUGGAACCAGAUGCGUCCGAGAUGCCCUAUUGGGAGAGACAUGUGAAGACAAUUUACAAUGCGCAGGCCCCGGAUUGGAGUGUCGCGGAACUUGUCGCUGUAGAGAUAACUGGGUAGCCCAUACAGAGAUCAACGCGUGUGUUGAAUCUGCGAAAAUGCUUAACGAUCCUUGCCAAUACGACGUGCAAUGCGACGCCCUAUCAGGGGUGGCGGAAGCCAAGUCUGUUGGGGCGGCUUUGUGUCUGGGCGGUGUCUGCUCGUGUGGUUACAACGCACGACCAGUUGGCAAUCCUGCCCACUGCUGGCACAGAAGACGCCCCGGUCAGGAAUGCAUCCGAGACGAGGAAUGUGUGUCUGAAGAAGAUGAGCCAGGAUAUUGCCUCGCAGGCCGUUGCACCUGCAAGACCUGUUCUCCAGACGCCAGGGACUUUGGUGGCGCAAGCAAUCUCUCAGCCCCGCCCAUUUACGUAGCGGCCAUCUUAUCCCUCGCCGCCAUCUUACGACACUAGCUGUCACUGUCAAAAUAUGAAAUUUACACUAACAUUUCGAAUAACCUUUGGGGUUACCAAACACUAGUGUGGAGAUUAUAAUUAAAAAUUUUAUUGUUAUUUUGUGCAAACAUGUGCAAAGUUAGUUAGAUUUGUUAAAUAAAUGUUGGUAGUUUCAAAGUUUAUUGUAAGUUGUAAAUAAUAUCGUUGAUUGUUAAUUAAUGUAAGUGUAGAUCUAAACAGUUCUUCCAUUGAGGCAGUAUUUUUCGAGUGCAAUUUCCCUUAAAACUGAGUAAUCCUGGGUAGUUUUAUACCAAAGAAAUGUACACAAAAUAAUCGAGUGUGUAAAUAAAAUAUUUAUUUUAA
Messenger RNA from Pieris rapae (cabbage white), 1502 nucleotides. RefSeq names its product prion-like-(Q/N-rich) domain-bearing protein 25. Bases 186 to 1157 code for a protein of 323 amino acids. The record is from RefSeq and is a predicted model, not a curated record. The transcript has 8 exons. NCBI's taxonomy places the organism in Eukaryota, Metazoa, Arthropoda, Insecta, Lepidoptera, Pieridae.